GUCGUAGCUUGGCUAUGGAAGGCUCCAAUGGCUUUGGGAUUGACUCCAUUCUCUCCCACCGAGCGGGCAGCCCCGCCCUUCCCAAGGGGGACCCCUUGCUUGGGGACUGCCGGUCACCCCUGGAGCUAAGUCCACGCUCAGAGAGCAGCAGCGACUGCUCUUCGCCAGCUUCGCCCGGAAGAGACUGUCUGGAGACCAGUACCUCACGGCCUGGUGCUGCAUCUGGCCCAGGUUUGGACUCCCACCUGCAGCCGGGGCAGCUUUCAGCCCCAGCCCAGUCGCGAACCGUCACCUCCUCCUUUCUGAUCAGGGACAUCCUUGCCGACUGCAAACCUCUCGCGGCCUGUGCACCCUACUCUAGCAGUGGGCAGCCUGCAGCUCCCGAGCCUGGGGGCCGCCUUGCGGCCAAGGCCGGGGAGGACUUUCGUGACAAGCUGGACAAAAGUGUCAGCAGCGCUUCGUCAGACUCUGAGUACAAAGUGAAGGAAGAGGGCGACCGCGAGAUCUCCAGCUCUAGGGACAGUCCCCCGGUGCGCCUGAAAAAGCCACGCAAAGCACGCACCGCCUUCACCGACCAUCAGCUGGCGCAGCUGGAGCGUAGCUUCGAGCGGCAGAAAUACCUGAGCGUGCAAGACCGCAUGGAGCUGGCCGCUUCGCUCAACCUCACCGACACGCAGGUCAAGACCUGGUACCAGAACCGCAGGACUAAAUGGAAGCGACAGACAGCUGUGGGACUGGAGCUGCUUGCGGAGGCAGGCAACUACUCGGCGCUCCAGAGAAUGUUCCCGUCGCCUUAUUUCUACCCGCAGAGUCUCGUUUCCAACCUGGACCCGGGCGCCGCACUCUAUCUGUACCGCGGCCCCAGCGCGCCACCACCCGCCCUCCAGAGACCUCUGGUGCCCCGCAUCCUCAUCCACGGACUCCAGGGCGCCAGCGAGCCGCCUCCGCCGCUUCCCCCACUGCCUGGCGUCCUCCCGCGCGCCGCGCAGCCUCGGUGAGGCGCCCUCUUUCUCCCAGCCAUGCUCUGGGGCCCCCCUUCCCCCUCCACUCAAGCUGGGCGCCCUGGAGCAGGGCUGCUGGGCUCACCGCCGCAGCCCAGUGUCCCUGAGGGGGCGAUAAAUCCACUGAGGGUACCCCUCCUCUGCGCCCUCUCUCCUAGCUGCUCCAUCCAGGAGCCACUUACACCCGGGGGAUGUACAUAAGCGCCC
Molecule: messenger RNA, 1208 nt
Organism: Acomys russatus (golden spiny mouse)
Lineage: Eukaryota; Metazoa; Chordata; Mammalia; Rodentia; Muridae
Gene: Barhl1
Product: BarH like homeobox 1
Exons: 3
Coding region: 15-998 (327 amino acids)
Biological process (GO): regulation of transcription by RNA polymerase II
Cellular component (GO): nucleus
Molecular function (GO): RNA polymerase II transcription regulatory region sequence-specific DNA binding; DNA-binding transcription factor activity, RNA polymerase II-specific
Source: RefSeq, a predicted model, not a curated record